GUUGCAUGGGUGACAUCACUGGCUUUUGGCUCAGCGCUCUGUAUUCUCCAUCUGUAGGCUUUAGCCAAGGCUGCAGGGCUCGGUGUUUGAACAAGGAAAGAUUCCCAGGUGUACAGAAGAUUGGAUUCGCUUUCAUUUGGGUUAAAAACGGUGGAAUGAGAUUUCUAAAGCUUGGGGACUCCAGAUCGCCUUCUGUUGCACUUGAUCUCUACAAGAUGGGUGAGUUAUUCCCAUUAGAGAGAAAGGGAGUGGAAAUUUAAAGAGAAAAAAAAAUGUCUGAAUAUAUAACCGCUGAUGCUGGGGAUACAAUUCGUAUGAAGCUGCUGAGCUAAAAAUCUCAGCUCCAACGUGGAGAUCAGGCCGUAUGGCAGAGAAAUGGUGCAGACCGAAAGCUGUUGACAACAGUUAGGGGCUGCUUUCUUCUCCCCGUGCAAGGUGUGUAGCUCCUUUUCCUCCCCCUCCCCGGUUUGUUUUGGUUUGAUUUCUACCGACCUCCCUCCCCUCCCCAUUCCUUCGCAUCCUCUCAGCCAGCCCUAGCCCUGCCCGCCCGCCUUCAUCUUGCAGAUGGCUAACGUGCCGCCGUGCUAGCGAAACUGUGCGCGGCACAGACACAGCGCCGGGCACCGAGAGAGCUUGCCGGAUACCAGCGGAGGGCGGGGUGGUGGCGGGGUGCGUGUGUGUCGAAAAACGAUGCUGGGGCCGAGGACUGGUUCCAGUGCUGCCUAGCGGGAGGUGUGCGGCCGGCGGCGGCUGCUGCCGGGGCUGCCUGCGGCUGCUCUCGCUGCCUCUCCCCGGCCCGGCAGCCGAAGCGCUGCUGGGGCUCUCCGGGGGAAGGGAUCGUGGCAUUACGUUACCUUGAUGACAGCGCAGACGACAAAAGCAGGCGAGUGAAUGGCAAGGCUUGCGGAGAGAAGCCGAGGUGUUUCCGAAGCCAAGAUGUCAGUGACUGUCAGCCAAGUCUGCUAAGGGAGAGACCUGUGCAUGCCUGCGUUUCUACGUCCAGCCCAGGAGGUUACAUUGUACCCACGAUUCGAAACAGCAGCAGCAGCGACAACAACAACAGAUUGCUCCCCCGUCUUGCUCCCUCCCCUUCGACCCUGCUUUAAACCCAAGCAAGCGACCGACCGUCCAGACGAUGAUGCUUUUGCUGAGCCACUGACAAAGAAAAGGCAAGUCACCCAUUCCUGAAACCGGAUAACUGGCAGCUUGCAAGCGGGAGAUCUCUAGGUGUUGAACUUUUCUAUCCUGUGAUGAUGCCUUGGUGAGCCUGCGGAUGUGAAAGCCCUCUCCUUUGGAUUUUUGAGCUGGCCAGAUUGAAAGAGAUUAAUGGACUGAUCAACCGUAGCUUUCUGGUCUCCUCAGGGGGACAUAUCCCUUCAGCCCCUGGGUACUCCUGGUGAGGGGAGCAGGACAUCUUUGUGUAGGUGGAUCAUUGGCUGGAUUGUAUUUCUUCUCACCAGGUCUCCUCUGCAGAGGAGAAGAGGCAGAUGAGACUUUGGGACUGCCUCCAGGGCAGAACUUUGUAGCACUUUUAGCAUCCCUCUGCAGUGUUGACACGAGCCACUGAGUUGGGAAUAUUUGAGAUGGUCUCUACCAAGUGACACCUAGAAGUGGUUCCAGGGAUUUUUGCAUGGUCUCACACUCAAGGGCUUUGCCUGUUGUGAAGAUGUCUAUGGUGUUUCUGUGAGGCUGAGGUAUGGCUGCUGGAAGGUUACUGCUGUAUGCUGGCCUCUCUUUAGCUCUGUGUGCCCUGGGCAUGCUGGCUGUGGCAAUCUGCUCUGACCAUUGGUAUGAAACUGAUGCCAGGAAGCAUAGAGAGAGGUGCAAGAGCAUCACCACUAAGAGAAAUGAUCCUGGCUUCAUUUAUAACUCCAACAACAACCUGCCUCUCAGGGCCAGCAGGUCUAGGUUGGACCGCUGGGAAGGGAAACUCCUCUUGGCAAGAAACAGGAGGCAGAUCUUUGCUAUGAGCGCAGUCGAUGAGUGCAACAGACAGUACAACUCGACCAACAUGGGGCUCUGGAGGAAAUGCCACCGACAAGGAUUUGACCAAGAGCUGGAGGAGCUCAUUGCUAAAGGAGCAGUUGAGCGGUGCACAUACAUCAAGUACCACUACUCCUCAGCGACCAUUCCCAAGAACCUCACCUACAACAUCACCAAGACAAUCCGCCAGGAUGAGUGGCAUGCCUUGCAUCUGCGCAGGAUGACAGCUGGCUUCAUGGGCAUGGCUGUGGCCAUCAUCCUCUUUGGUUGGAUUAUUGGGGUGCUGGGGUGCUGUUGGGAUCGAGGCCUUAUGCAGUAUGUGGCAGGGCUUCUCUUCCUCAUGGGAGGAACCUUCUGCAUCAUUUCACUGUGCACAUGUGUGGCUGGAAUCAACUUUGAGCUCUCCCGCUACCCCCGCUACCUGUACGGACUUCCUGACGACAUCAGCCAUGGCUAUGGCUGGUCCAUGUUCUGUGCGUGGGGGGGGCUGGGCCUCACUCUUAUCUCUGGCUUCUUCUGCACUCUGGCUCCUUCUGUCCAGCCUGUCCCCAGGACCAACUGCCCCAAAUCUAGACCUGAGAAUGGGACAGUGUGCUAAAACAAACAGCAAACUAAUACACACACACAUAAACAUAUAUAUAUAUAUAUAGGCUAUGUAUACCUAUACAUGCAUAUAUAUGUAUAUAUAAUUCUAUCUAUAUAUAUAAUCUCAAAUUAAUGCUGGUGCCAAGGUAGAGCUGAGUCCAACAUGGCACUCACAUCUCCACCGGAUUCUGUGUUGCUUUGUUCUUUCUCACAGCAAUGGGAAAGCUUUUCUCUCACAUGGCUCUUCCAUACAGCUCUUAACUUCAGCAUCAUACCUUACAGGUUGAAUGAACAUACAGUUGCACCUACCUACCUACUGCCGUUUGGGAAGGGAAACAGGGAGUCCCUGUGGGGGUCUGAGACCAGAAUCUGCACAGGACAUGGAGGCUGGGGUAGGGAGGAUAAAAAAAGCCUGUCCAUUGCAGCCAGAAGACAAAACGCAAAGAGAAAUCAAAGGAUCAAAUCAAGCAUUUGAGCCUCCUCUACAACGUACCUCUUCAAGUUCACUAUCAGAAACCUUCCCACUUUCCUUUUCUUUCUUAAAACAAAAUGACAGAAGCCUGGGUUUUGGGGUAUUUUGUUUUGGUUUGGUUUUGUGGAUUUUGUUUUGGUUUGUUUGGUUUUUUGGGCCUUUUUUCCUUCUUAAGACAUGAAAAACCGAAAUGGACAGAAUGUGUGGGGAAAAGCAGAGAAGCAUUUUUUUUUUUGCCUAUCAAAUUUUAGAGAGAAGCAAGCAAGUGAAAAAAAAAAAAAAAUCUAACAAAAUAAAACCAGAAAGCCACAAAAAAAAAAAAAAAAAACCAAAACCAACCACCCAACAACAAACAACUCCACGAGGACAUCUCAGCGGACUUUCCAACAAUGUGGUUUUAAUCUUCCAGCUGCCUUACAUCCAGGCUCACAACUGAGGCUGAACUGCUAAAAUGAAUGCAGCAGAAGGCCUUUUGAAAUGCUGUGAUACAUGUGUGUAUAACUUUUUCCUUCCCUCUUAUUUUUUUUAAAGAAAAAGGAAAAUGUAAAACGUUGCAUUGUGCUUGUCCACAAAACCAUCCAUGCUGUGUUUGUGGCUCAUGACUGAGGCACCACAACUGCAGAAGUGUGAAGAAAGCCAUCAGGCCUGAGACAGCAUGUCUUCUCUGAUGGAUUUGGGGAUUUUUUUUGUUUUCACAGAGCAUCUGAUAGUUCAGCAUGUUGGAGCCAAGGGAAGACCAGCCCAGGGAGAAGGGAGGUGAGGGAAGCCCUG
Molecule: messenger RNA, 3811 nt
Organism: Pogoniulus pusillus (Red-fronted tinkerbird)
Lineage: Eukaryota; Metazoa; Chordata; Aves; Piciformes; Lybiidae
Gene: TMEM178B
Product: transmembrane protein 178B
Exons: 4
Coding region: 1697-2581 (294 amino acids)
Cellular component (GO): membrane
Source: RefSeq, a predicted model, not a curated record